AUGCCGCAUGGUUUUGUUAUUAAACUUGUCCAUGAGCCAUUCUCUCAUUCGAUUAUCGACGAUUUUAUUAUCGAUGAAAACAACUCUUAUCUCCAUCAGUUAGCAAUUGAAUUAAAUAAUAUCAAGUUUAACAAAAAAGAUAAUGAUUUAUACAAGUUUAAACAGAGUGAUGAUUUAACCAAUAUAACAUUGCCAGCAAUCGAAAAAAUCAAACAAUUUCUUUAUAUAAAUUUUAAAGAUUGGUUAAUCAAAGCUACAGGAAUUCAGCUCAUUGACAAAAUUGAUAUGACAUGUUCGAUUUAUAGACAUACAGAUUAUUUACUGUGUCAUGAUGAUGAUAUUCAUGGUGAUGUAGAAGGUCGUCGUAUUGCAUUUAUUUAUUAUUUAGUUCCACUGACUUGGUCACAUCAAGACGGUGGUACACUUGAUUUGUUUGACAUCGAUGAAAAUCAACAACCGAUUCGCAUUGCACAAAGUCUCAUACCAAAACAUAAUCGUUUAACAUUCUUUGAAGUUAGUGAUAAAUCGUAUCAUCAAGUAGCUGAAGUGUUGAAUGAGAUGGAUACUCGGUUGUCAAUAAAUGGUUGGUUUCAUGGACCAGUUCAUAAACGACCAUUACCAUACGUAGAAAUUCCAUUAAAAACUCAAAAACCAUCAGAAUUUCAACAGAAUGAUCUUGAUCGAAUAAAAACUUGCAUAGAAUCAAUGUAUUUAGAUGUGGCUAUACAAUAUGAUAUACAAUCAAAUUUUCAAGAUAAUUCUGAAACAAAAUUAGAACAAUUUCUCAAAAAAGAUUAUUAUCAAUCAUUAGUCAAUGAUUUGAAGCGUGAAACGAUUAAUUGGACGCUACGUGGUCCCUAUAAUAAACGACAUUAUGAAAUCGCCGAUAUUUCUACUUUACCGUCGAGUAUCAACGAGUUAAUUCAAUUAUUUGGAUCUGAGCCAAUGUUUACCAUAGUGGCAUCAUUAACUGGUUUAACAUCAGAGAGUAAUGAAAAUAAUGACGAUGAUAGUGAAGAAGAUAGACCAACAUCUUCUACAUCGUAUGAGCCCACAACAAAAAAACAAAAAACAUCAACAUCUGAAGCAUGUGCAAGUGCUGUUUCAACAUCUCAAUCAUCAAAUGGUUGUUCAUCUUUAAAAACAUGUUGUUGGAAUUUUGAAUUACGCCGUUGGAAACAUACUUAUUAUACAUUAGCGUUUGAUGACGAGAGAGAUGAAAAUGGUGACGAUGCACUCGAUGCUAUGCUUUAUUUUGGCUGCUCCGAAAGUUUAAAUGAUUCUGAUUGUGGUGGUGAUGUGUAUUAUAUACAAAAAAAUGAAGAUGAAACUGUAAAUUUGCUUUCCGUUGUGCCGGAUGCUAAUUGUUUAAACUUGGUUUAUCGUGAAUCAAAUGAUGUAUUAAAAUUCACAAAAUAUAUUAAUUCACGUUAUAAAGAUGAAAAUUAUUUCUAUGAAUUUUAUGCGUGUUAUUAUAAUUUAGAUAAAUUAAAAAUAGAUUAA
This is a messenger RNA of Didymodactylos carnosus, 1503 nucleotides long. The record is from the annotation of a GenBank genome assembly. NCBI's taxonomy places the organism in Eukaryota, Metazoa, Rotifera, Eurotatoria, Philodinida, Philodinidae.